GGCCUUAAAUUAUUUGGAAUCGGGAUCGAGGUUGACGUACAGAAUUCUCGCGAGAUUUCUGCCUCUUUGACGUAAGCAGGAUCGAGAAGCAGAAGCAAUGGGUGCUUACAAGUAUAUGCAGGAAAUCUAUAGGAAGAAGCAGAGUGAUGUUUUGAGAUUUCUGCUGCGUGUUCGCAGCUGGCAGUACCGCCAGUUGUCAUCAUGCCAUCGUGCACCACGACCAACUCGACCAGAGAAAGCCCGAAAGUUAGGAUACAAAGCCAAGCAAGGUUUUGUCAUCUACCGAGUGCGAGUUCGACGUGGUGGCAGAAAGGUCCCUGUGCCGAAAGGAAUUACUUAUGGUAAACCUACAACUAGUGGUGUAAACCAAAAGAAGUUCCAAAGAUCUCACAGAUCUAUUGCUGAGGAGCGAGUUGGAAAAAAGUGUGGUGGACUGCGUGUGCUAAGCUCUUAUUGGGUGGCACAGGAUUCAUCCUAUAAGUUUUAUGAGAUCAUUCUGGUUGACCCCUUCCACAAGACCGUUCGUCGUGACCCCAAGCUACAAUGGAUCUGCAAUCCAGUACACAAGCACAGGGAACUGCGUGGUCUCACCUCAGCUGGCAAGAUGUCUCGAGGUCUGGGCAAGGGACACAAAUUCACGAAGACUAUAGGAGGGUCACGCCGUGCAGCAUGGAAGAGGAACAAUUUGACAAAAAUGCGCAGAAAGCGUUAAAACAAAUUUUUCUUUUAUUUUCCUUUUCCAUAUUUUUUCUCAUCUUAGAAUGAGCAAAUCUCUAUGUGAGUUUUAUUGUCUUUGGGCUACGGAAUAAACACAGAGAAUUAAG
This is a messenger RNA of Ostrea edulis (European flat oyster), 824 nucleotides long. RefSeq names its product 60S ribosomal protein L15. The transcript has 4 exons. NCBI's taxonomy places the organism in Eukaryota, Metazoa, Mollusca, Bivalvia, Ostreida, Ostreidae. Gene Ontology annotation, cellular component: ribosome; cytosolic large ribosomal subunit. The record is from RefSeq and is a predicted model, not a curated record. Gene Ontology annotation, molecular function: structural constituent of ribosome; RNA binding. Gene Ontology annotation, biological process: cytoplasmic translation. The coding region runs from base 98 to 712 and encodes 204 amino acids.